UUUCCCAGUAAAAAACGACAAAGACGACGUCGUUUCGCCGGUUGAGUCUCGUCCCCUCUCUCAGUCAUCCGAAUCCUCUCUUCUGAACUCAACUCAGGCUCACAGCUCUCACUUAGAGCAAAGCUUCCAUCUUCUCUCUCUCUCUCUCUCAAUUCCCAGAGAAAAACAAAACAGAAGAAAUGAACAUAAGCGUAGCUUGUAGCAUGAGAGCCUCUUUGGUUUCAUUUUCACCAAUCAUAACUACAACUGCCUCCUUCCACUUGAGGAGGGCACCUUCUCUCUCAGUGGGCGAGCCUUCUUUCUCAUUCUGGGGAUACCCUUUUCCACAUAUAGUCCCAGACAACUCCCAUGUUCUCCAUUCCCGCAAAAAACGUUCGGAGCCCCAGCAACCAGUCCUCAGCCCAACUAUCGUUGAUGAAGUUUCACUAGACGAUGAAGAAGACCUUCUCUUUGACGACCUCGAAAAUGAAGACAUCAUAGAUGAUGAUGAGGAUUAUGGUGAAGAUGAGUAUGCGUCGGAUGAUGCUGAGACCUAUGUUGGAGAUGGAGGUGCAGGGGGUGGAAUUUCUCUGGCAGGGACAUGGUGGGACAAAAAGGCAUUAGAGAUUGCUGAAGAAGUUUCUCUUUCUUUUGAUGGUGAACUGAAAAUAUAUGCCUUCAAGACAUUGUUGAAUUCCACCAUUCAAGUGCGCAUCGAGACACUUGCAAAUAAAUCUGGUUCCCCCACCAUGGAAGACAUAGAAGCUUUUACCACAACAUAUCGGGCACGGUUAGAUGAAGCAGAGCUGGCUAAAUCUGUUCCUGAGAAUGUGUCGUUAGAGGUGUCAUCACCAGGUGUCGAAAGGGUAGUUCGGAUUCCACAAGACCUUGACCGGUUCAAAGAUCGAGUUAUGUACGUAAAAUAUGCGAGUGAGACAGCCACUGCUGGUUCAUCCUCAGAAAGUGAUGGUGUUUUUAGGCUUGUUUCGUUUGAUAUGGAGAUAAAGUAUUGCACUUGGGGGAUAGCAGACGUGAGAAUAAAUAGAGAGAAAUCAGGUAAAGGAAGACCUCUCAAUAAAAAACAAAGAGAGUGGCGUUUGGAGACACCCUUUGAUUCCCUGAGUUUGGUCCGGUUGUAUUCUGAAUUUUGACCAUUUCAACUUUGUAGACAUUAUUUCACAUCCCAACAAAAUUAAGAUAUAGCAGAGAGUGUAGAUUAAAAGGAAAACUCAAAGCAGUACUACAAGGGGCGAUUUUGGCUAGUAAGACUGGGGUAUAGUAUAGUUCAAUUGUUUCGGAAUCAGAUUGCCUUAAUGCAGUCAACCAUCUCAAGAAUAAAGUUUCGGAUGCCUCCUACUAUAGUGUGGUAGCUCGUGAUAUUCAUGCUAAAUGAAAUGAUUUUGUCAAUGUCAGUUACAGUCAUUGCUCAAGGGAAGCCGAUGAAGUGGCUCACUCUAUUGCAAAAUUAGCUCUCUCUUAGGACUCUGAACUUAUUUAGUUGUUGGCUGAUGUUUAGCCUUGUUAAUGAUAAUAUUUCCUUUAAAAAAAAGGCAAAUAUAUUUAUACAAAAUGUCAUGUUUUUCCAUGGCUUUCCAUUUUUGACUGUGUAAUUUGUAAAGGAAAUAUAUAAUGUCAUAUUUAUUGUGUAAA
Messenger RNA from Humulus lupulus (European hop), 1629 nucleotides. RefSeq lists its product as uncharacterized. The transcript is spliced from 5 exons. Gene Ontology annotation, biological process: ribosomal small subunit biogenesis. NCBI's taxonomy places the organism in Eukaryota, Viridiplantae, Streptophyta, Magnoliopsida, Rosales, Cannabaceae. Bases 180 to 1130 code for a protein of 316 amino acids. The record is from RefSeq and is a predicted model, not a curated record.